This is a messenger RNA of Aspergillus wentii DTO 134E9, 1390 nucleotides long. RefSeq lists its product as uncharacterized. Lineage: Eukaryota; Fungi; Ascomycota; Eurotiomycetes; Eurotiales; Aspergillaceae. The transcript has 4 exons. The coding region runs from base 392 to 1309 and encodes 305 amino acids. The record is from RefSeq and is a predicted model, not a curated record.
CUCGAUGAGACGCGGGUCUGGGCGAUCGCAUGGCCCGACUCGUGGAUGAACGAAUUCCAUGGCUUGGAUGGAUUAAUUAACGUUCCUUGGGAUGGAUGCCUUCCUCUCGUCCGUUGGAGGCUUUUUCCACUCUUCUUGAAGGCGUCUGGUGUUCCCCGGAUCCUCUUUUUCUGGCUGUCGUGUGCCUGUCUGGCCUUAAUUGCUGUGUUAGUUCUUCUGUCUAAUUUUACUUUCUUGCCGUCGUUAAUUUGCUCGUCUGAUCUUGGCCUUUUCCCACUGACUUUCUCUUUCUCUCAUUUCUUCGUCUUUGUCUUCCCUCUUCUUCUUUUAUCUCAUCUAUUCGCCCACUUCCAUCUCGAUCCAUCUCCCACCAUCAAUUAACUGCCAUGCCAUGUCUUCACACGACGUCGGCCGCCCCACAGAGCCAGAUGGCCUCAUCCUCGAAGCCUGGGGCCAAGGCCUCAUGGUCGGUUCCCUCCUCGUGAUGGCCGCCGUCACCUUUGCCAACAUGAAGAAACACAUUCUCCUGCACAAAGUUAUUUUCGCAGAGCUCAUCCUCGCCAUGCCCCACGGAACCUUCAUCUUCCCCAAAUCCCCCGCUUACGGCUGGUACCUCUCCGUCACGGCAAUCGGUCUGAACAUCUCCUGGUCUCUGCAUAAUGUGAUUGCGUGGAUGAAGAACCGCCCGUUCCUAUCGCGCAAGGUGUCGAUGUUUUAUAUCGGGACCGUCAUUCUAGUGCAGCCGUAUUGGGUGUUGGAGAUUUAUGCGAAUUUCGCUUACUAUAAUGGGAUUAAUGAUAUGUUUUUGACGACGAGGCCGUUGGAGCCUAUUUUUCGUGAUCCGUGGUGGGUGUUUACGACCUGCUCGCUUGUCUAUACCAUCAAACGACAGUAUAACUUUGGCGUUAUUGAGCUUGUCACCGUGAGUCCGCGGUUCGGAAUCAUGCUUGCUUCCAUGUGUCUCUCAAUUGCGUUUAUCGUGGUCGAUACGUGUAGCGUUCUUAAUGUUUUCGGUACCGCUCUACCAACGGGUAUUGAACCGUUCUGGAAGUUAUCGUUCAUCUUCAAAUGUCUCUGCGACACGGUUAUACUAGACGACUUCAAAACCGCCCUCGACCGUAUGCGAACAUACUGGUGGCGAAAGACGCGCACGGAGGAAUUACUCCUUAGUGAUCAGAUGGGGAGUAGUGGUGGGCGGCAUCCACGGCGCAUGGAUGAUAUCGAGGCUGCUGCUGCUGGCAGGAUCCAGCAGAAGCACAAGUUGGAUGAAAUUCCCAGGGUUUAUACGAGGGAGAAUAUAGAUGCGUGAUGGAGUUUAUAUUGCUGUAUAUGGUUGUAUAUAAUAUAGAUAUCGGUUAAUGAUUUGACGUAUAUAAUGCUGAUAUUAAAU